Molecule: messenger RNA, 444 nt
Organism: Striga asiatica
Lineage: Eukaryota; Viridiplantae; Streptophyta; Magnoliopsida; Lamiales; Orobanchaceae
Source: the annotation of a GenBank genome assembly
AUGACGGCCGAUUUUCGCUCGCUGCCCAUCAUGAUCUUGUCCUUGGCGUGCUCGAGGUCGAACAUCGUGACGGCUUUCGCGCCGUCCAUGGCGGCCUUCAGGGCCGCCACGUUGACGAGGUUCGCCAGGUCAGCGCCCGAGAAUCCGGGGGUCCCGCGCGCGAUUAUCAUCAAGUCCACGGUUUCGGCUCCCACCAAUGGCAUCGAUUUCGUCUAUGAAUAUUAUGCACGGAGACCUCUUCUUAGCGGCGGCAAAAAGGUCCCUCACACGGCGGGCCCCCACUCCAACAAACAUCUCCUCGAAUUCGCUGCCACUGCACGAGAAGAAAGGAACACCGGCCUCCCCAGCUAUGGCCCGAGCAAGCAUAGUUUUACCCGUGCCGGGUGGGCCCACCAAGAGGACACCUUUCGGGAGCUUGCCACCAAGACGCGUAAAGCGCUGUAA